Molecule: messenger RNA, 430 nt
Organism: Drosophila obscura
Lineage: Eukaryota; Metazoa; Arthropoda; Insecta; Diptera; Drosophilidae
Exons: 2
Coding region: 129-293 (54 amino acids)
Source: RefSeq, a predicted model, not a curated record
CAUUUGUAAAAAUCAGUUCUUGCCUAAAUUUCGAGAGCUACGCAUCCAAUUUUUUGUGCUAUCGGCUUUCGUAGAAAAAAAGUUGCUUUGCAUUUUUCAAAAUUUAAUCAAGAUCUAUCCACUACAGCAUGCCGUCCAAGAAGAAGGAUACGGGCAAAGCCUCAAAAAAGAGUGCCUCAGAGAAGGCCCCAGCUACCGAGCCGGCAGGAGCAACCUCCACUGCAUCAACAGCAGAGCCGGCAACAGUGAAGGCGGCCAAGGGCUCCAAGAAGGGCAAGGGCAAGAAGAAAUAAUGUUGUUCCAGAUAUUCAAAAUCUUGCAACAAAAUCUAAAUUAAUCGAACACUUUCCAACAAGAAGUCCUCGAAGACGAUAAUUCCGAGGACUCAUUAGAAUUACAGUUAACAUUCAAUAAAACCGUUUCGCUCCCA